GUACAUAGGCAAAACUGUGUAGAUUUGGCUCUACAAAAUCACCGAAAUCCUAAUAUUCUGAUGGUGAUAUAAGCAAUUGCGAGAGAUAACAAUGGCUGAGGGCAUGUCGGGUUUAGUGUCCGAGGCGAAAAAGGGCAAGUUUUCGACAAUCGGCAACACUUUGAGCGAAGAAGAUGCAGUGAGUGUGUGGGACAAUGUAUCUGAAUAUAUCGAAAGGCAGAUGACCCAUCAAAAGGGGGUUCAUAUUACCGGCCUUGGCACCUUUUCCUUCAGUCAAAAGAAACUGGAUGUUGGAAACAACAGAUACCUUCUUGUCCAGAGACCCAUCUUCAUUCUCUCCGAAAAAUUUGCACAAACUCAUGGUUUGAACUAUCAAAAAUAUCACACUCCCGGCCAAAUCCCUGUAGUCCAACUCAAUUUCGCCGCUCUAGCCAUCGAGAGUCCUUUUGACCGUGAUGCCGUAGAAUCUUGUGUGAAAGAGGUGCUGCAGGCUCUGAACCGCUCCGUCGCUGCCAAAAGAAAUGUGGAAUUUACAUUCACAGGCGUGGGGCGGCUACAGAUCCGAGAUUCUCGAGUAAAGAUGAAAUUUUAUAAAGACUUUGUCCACAGUAUGGACGGGUCUGGGCACUUAGUUGAAUCUCUACAAAAUCGCCCCGGGACAGUGGAUUCUGUGAUAUCAAACCGCAGUCCGUCAAGACUCCCAACGCCAAACACAUUACACUUACCAAGAAUCACAAAUGGUUUAUCGGGCCUGGAACCUCACCGUGACUCAAAGCUAGCCCCUAUUCAAGAAGAUGGCGUUGUUGACGACCCUGCUGACGACGUCAACAUGGUUGACGUCGAGCCAAAAGAUCCCUGCGAUGUUGACAUCCAGUUCAUCGAUAACAAUGAAGAGCCAAAGUUUGGUGAGGGCAAGUCUACAAGUCGUGCUGGUUCUCGCAUGGUCGCUCCGAUCGCCACAGUGUGUGGGUUUAGUCACAUUGACGAUUUGAUGAAUCCCCCGGCGUCUGGGUCGCAGAACCCACUAAGCAAGUCGAGUCCGGCACCGCUGGCACCACUCAAUGAAUAUCCAGCAAUCUAUGGUGAACUAAGACAGAUGGGCUCACCAAAGAACCCAGGUGGAGCAGGCGGGGAACUCCUUACGCCCCUUCCAAAACCACCAACGCCACCGUCGGACAUGAAGUACCCGCUGCCACCCACCCCACCGACAGCACCACGGGAUGGCGAUCUCCCACUGCGGCCUAAAAGCUUGGAGAAACUUCUUGCACCUAGUCCCCCAAGAUCUGCUUGCGGCCACCAGAACGCCGGGCAAGAGUUGUGCUACCUCUGCCACCAGAGGGAGCGCAAGAAUAUCCCCGUGAGUUUCACGGAGGAGCGCCAACGCCGUGAGCAGGAGGAGGACCGACUUCUCCAACAGUUCCAGCAUCUCAGAGAUACGGAAGCCAUUUUGAAAGAUCAGGCAGAGGAUAUGGCGCGGCGACACGAGAAUCAGAAAAUGGCCGCUUUCAAUCUUGGCGUCUCGGAGGCGGUGAAAACCAAGAAGGUCUCGCGUGAUUUAGAUUUCCAUCCCUCGUACGUGUUCCAACGGACGCGUCCCCUGACUCCGCCCAGAUACGUCAAGCAGAAUGAAAUGUUCAAGGACCUUGCCAAGCAGGUCAACUCCAAGCAAGACAGGAGAGAGAAGCAGAGGUCGGAUGAACACUUCUUGGAGAGACUCGAGCAAGUGCAGCUGGCUGAAGAUCUCGCAGCUCAGAGGGAACAGUAUCUACGCGGGAAAGCUGAGCAGCAAGAACAGUACAAGAGGGCACUGUCGGCACAGGUUAAAUUUAAACCGUUGCCUUUGCCUGCUCGUGAACCCGACUCGACCGAUCACAUCUUCGGCAAAAACGACAUGACGAACGAAAAGCUGAAUGACAAGCGCCGACUGGCCCAUGAGCUUUACAAGGACCAACUCGACGUCGUCGCUCAGCGCAAACGAGAGGCCAUCUUGAAGCGGCUGGCGGAACAAAAGGAGGAGGAGGACGUCUUGAAAAGAACCAAGGAGGGGUUGUUCCACGACCGAGCUGGCCGAUACGAGCGCAUGUUCAGCCAUCGAAAGAGGCUCGAAGAAGACUGGGCAGACGCCUCCAAAUUAAAACUCCAUCGCGAAAGAGAGGAGAGGAUACGGUCAAUGAGUCCUGGUGUUCUGCUCCACGAACAGUGCGACAAGUACAACCGAUGUAAACAAUGUAAACGAUGCCUUGCCAACUGCGGAGAGUCGAAUAUUUGGUGCGAUUCGCGCUAUAUUCCUGGAUCGAGGUUGAUCGUCUAACGCGUGCUAUGGACAUAGAAUAUUUCAAGAGACGUUUAGAUCUCCCAAGGAUUUCUUGGACAUUUUUAUACCCGAUCAAAUUUGAUAUUAACCGUGGAUAUUUUUGUACGAGUCGGACAAUUUUUAUACCAAGCACACAAUCAGAAUAUCCAUCCAAUACUCAUCGAUAUUAUUUUCAAUUCCGUCCAUCUUACUUUUCUGAUUAAUUAAAUUGAAAUUGAAUUUGUAACUUGAAUUUGUUAAGUUUGCCCGGUAACUACUGUUAACCUGGAAAUAUUCGUGGCCAUUUUAGUUUGUGGUUUUGUGAAAUUGAAACUUUUCUAUACUUUUAAUUUAGCGUUUUGACAAUCCUGUCACAGUAUUGUUAAUUAGAUUUUCCUUUUCACCCCCAUACGUUUUCACGAUUAUCUGUAGAUACAAAAACGCCAAAAAAAGGCACGUGACUAUUUCUUGGUUUACAGUAGAUGUUACCUGUGUUGCUAUAUCUGUCAUACUAGAAUGCCUCCUUAGAUCAGGUAUAUUCCAACGUCUGCCUUUACCUACUUGCACAAAUCUUUGUAAUUAUCUUAACCCUUUCAACGGGAAAUUUCCAAAAUUCUAUCUAGCGUUAAACAAUUCGUGGAAUAAAUUUUUUCUGCAGCUGGGGCUGAACUGAAAAAAACCACUAUAACUAUUCCAUGCAGCUGGCAAGAUGUGCAAAAAAAUCUUGCCAACAUCGUAAAUAAAUUUCUUGUGGCUGGAUGCUGUGUCUAUGAGAGUUACUAUAAAUCGUACGAACUUGUUCUAGCAUGACUAGUGGUGCAGUUUGUUGGAUCAGUAUUUUUGUUUUGGUCGUCUCAAAAUCCACAUAUAAUUUGUUAAACAUUAAUCAGUGUGAGUACAGUGAAUAGUCUGUGAUAUCAAUAGGUCUGUGCCUACAUGUAAAUAAAAAUAAAAAUGUAACAGGGAGUGUAAAUUGUGAAAUUUUUGCAAGCAGUUUAUUUUCCUGAUUUUUGCAGAUGCAUUGUGAAAUGCAAACUUCAAAAGCAUGAAAAUUCAACUGUAAAAUGCAUCAAUUAUCAAAUUUUGGCAGGAAACUGGAUACUUAGUCUAUGGCCAAUCAAAAAAGAUCAAAUUCACCAACUUUUAGCAUCGCUAACAACUUCAUGGUGUACAUUACUCCCUAUUGUUAAUAGAUCACUUUCAAAGUGUUUUGUUCAAACUUUGCUAAGGGUUGGGAAAAUAGAUUUUUGUAAAACUCGAUACACCUUUUCAGAAGAAUCAUACACCCAAUAGUUAUGUUUAUCUGGUUGUUUAUCCCCUUUCUGGCAAUAGUGUCUAUGUUCGGGCAACAUAUUCUCAUAGCUUUGAUGAUAUCUGUAAAAUAAAACCUAGCAAAUCUGUGAUUUUGUAGAAUUCUGCUAACAACUUCAAUCGACGCUAUAAGAUCGUCGUGUAUUAAGUUGCUGCUGAAAUUUCUGUUCUAGUUUUCUUGUAGUUGUCUCCUUAGGUUCUCUUGAUGCCCCAAACUACAUGUAUUGUAAACCCGGUCAGAAGCCACAAACUACAUGUAUUGUAAACCUGGUCAGAUGCCACAAACUACAUGUAUUGUUAACCCGGUCAGAAGCCCCAAACUACAUGUAUUGUAAACCUGGUCAGAUGCCACAAACUACAUGUAUUGUAAACUCGGUCAGAAGGCACAAACUACAUGUAUUGUAAACUCGGUCAGAAGGCACAAACUACAUGUAUUGUUAACUCGGUCAGAUGCCUCAAACUACAUAUAUCAUAAACUCGGUCAGAAGCAUUGAGCAAUCCACAGGUCAAGGACUGUCGAGAAGGAUGUAUGUAAUUUUAUUAAAGAUGUCCUUAGAUGAAAGAAAAAGCCAAAGAAUGCUUCAGAAAAUGACAUCUAACAUGGUAAACACUGCCUAGUGCUGCCAUCUACCAGUUGCAACUGCUCCUAGCUGAUUUUACAGUACCUAGGGCAAAAUACGAUCAUCAUGAUUCUUUAGUUUAGUCUUAUGUUUCAACAUUCCGUCCAAAGUUUGCAUUUUGAUGCUGCUGUAAUUUUGAUAAAAAGAUGAUUGAAAUAUUUAUUGUAUAAAGUUAUUAUAUAGUUGUAUAUAAUUAUCUGUGUUUGUGUGUACUUGCUAGUGUUACAGAGUACACAAAGUGUGUAAUGUCGGGAAAAACAACCUGUUAAAGAAUUCAUGCAAAGAAAUGCCCAAGUGUUGACAGUGAUGCAGGUCCAAGCUCGAUAUCUUAAGUUACAUGUACAGCAGAACCUCUGUAUAAAGGACACCACUGGGACUGACAAAUGCUGUCAUUACUUGAGAGAGAUGUCCUGAUUAUAGAGGUAAAUCUCAAUGGAAAUGCCCACUUUGGUACCAAAUGCAGUGUCCUUGAUCAAAAGGAUGUCCUUAAUGGAGAGGUGUCCGGUAAGGGAGGUUCUUAUGUACUUUUGUACACCGUGAAUAGGCCUAAGUCCUGGAAUCUAUGCUGACAUUAUUGCCACCAAAUUUGAAGGCAGACACAUAUGGCCAGUGACGACAUCACAUGACGUCAGUUUAACAGCAUGGUUCCUUAUGACGUCAUAUGCAAUACAAAGUAGUGUAAAUCCUCUUUGCCCAUCAGUGGUAUUGCAGAGCGAUGAUAUUAUAUCAUUUUUUCCGUCAAACAUGUCUGCACUGAACACCAUUGGUCCAUUUCCUGCAUUGAAUUACUUAGCUGGGUGCACAUUGUUGAACAGUUACAUUCGUCGUUGGGAGACUUUCUGAAAGUGGAUGGAUUCCCAUACCUGGAAUUUUGGUAUGGUUUCCCAGAUGUACUACUGCUAAUUUCAAAACCAUGUAUGUAUUAGUGUCUGAGGUGCAGAAUUGUACUGGCAUGAUCACAGAUUCAAUUAAAGGUAUUUGAAUUUCAA
Molecule: messenger RNA, 5213 nt
Organism: Lineus longissimus
Lineage: Eukaryota; Metazoa; Nemertea; Pilidiophora; Heteronemertea; Lineidae
Product: coiled-coil domain-containing protein 81-like
Exons: 13
Coding region: 92-2311 (739 amino acids)
Cellular component (GO): centrosome
Source: RefSeq, a predicted model, not a curated record